Molecule: messenger RNA, 1346 nt
Organism: Calypte anna (Anna's hummingbird)
Lineage: Eukaryota; Metazoa; Chordata; Aves; Apodiformes; Trochilidae
Gene: STK35
Product: serine/threonine kinase 35
Biological process (GO): axon extension; positive regulation of autophagy; autophagy
Cellular component (GO): cytoplasm; autophagosome
Molecular function (GO): protein serine/threonine kinase activity; ATP binding
Source: RefSeq, a predicted model, not a curated record
AUGGAAACGGCGGACGGCGGCCGCCGCGGGACACAAAGGGCGACGCGGCGGCGGGCAGCGCGGAGGGGGCCCAUGGCGGCGGCGCCGGUGGCGGGGUCCGAACCCCCGGGUGAUGGCGGCGAUGGUGGUGAUGGAGGAGGAGGAGGAGGAGGCGGCGGCGGCGGGGCUCCGCGGUACAGCCUGCUGUCCGAAAUCGGCCGCGGGGCCUACGGCGUGGUGUACGAAGCGGUGUCGGGCCGCAACGGCGCCCGGUUAGCGGUGAAAAGGAUCCGGUGCGACGCCCCCGAGAGUGAGCUGGCGCUGGCGGAGUUCUGGGCCCUGACGAGCCUCCGGCGGCAGCACCCCAACGUGGUGCGGUUCGAGGAGUGCGUCCUGCAGCGGCACGGCCUGGGCCAGCGCAUGAGCCACGGCAACAAGCGCAGCCAGCUCUACCUGCGCCUCGUCGAGACCUCCCUGAAAGGUGAGAGGAUCCUGGGCUACGCCGAGGAGCCUUGCUACCUCUGGUUUGUCAUGGAGUUCUGUGAAGGAGGGGACCUCAACCAGUACGUGCUGUCACGGAGACCUGACCCAGCCACCAACAAGAGCUUCAUGCUGCAGCUGACCAGUGCCAUUGCCUUCCUGCACAAGAACCACAUCGUCCACAGGGACCUGAAACCAGACAACAUCCUGAUCACUGAAAAGUCUGGCACCCCUGUUCUCAAGGUGGCUGACUUUGGGCUGAGUAAGGUCUGUGCUGGCCUGACUGCUCGGGGCAAGGAGGGUGGCAAGGAGAACAAAAAUGUGAAUGUGAACAAGUACUGGCUGUCCUCAGCCUGUGGCUCUGAUUUCUACAUGGCACCCGAGGUCUGGGAGGGCCACUACACUGCCAAGGCUGACAUCUUCGCCCUUGGCAUCAUCAUCUGGGCCAUGAUUGAGAGGAUAACCUUCAUUGAUGCUGAGACCAAGAAGGAGCUGCUGGGGACCUACAUCAAGCAAGGGACUGAGAUUGUGCCCGUCGGGGAAGCGCUGCUAGAAAACCCAAAGAUGGAGCUGCACAUCCCUCAGAAACGCAGGACUUCCAUGUCUGAGGGGAUCAAGCAGCUCUUGAAAGACAUGUUGGCUGCUAACCCACAGGAUCGACCUGAUGCCUUUGAGCUUGAAACCAGAAUGGACCAGGUUACAUGUGCUGCUUAAAUUCAGGGCAGGGCACUGCUGUGCUUUGCAGCUGGGUUUAUUUACCAGGGACCCAUAAUCUCCAUUAUUUACAUGCAACGAGGGAAGUCAAAGAUAAAGGAAGAUGAUGACACAGACUAUCCCUGAUCUGCAUCUGGAUCUCUGGCAAUGUGAAAUCUUGGGGUGUUACUUUG